Molecule: messenger RNA, 4035 nt
Organism: Xenopus laevis (African clawed frog)
Lineage: Eukaryota; Metazoa; Chordata; Amphibia; Anura; Pipidae
Gene: dlk2.L
Product: delta-like 2 homolog L homeolog
Exons: 7
Coding region: 1285-2526 (413 amino acids)
Biological process (GO): heterophilic cell-cell adhesion; establishment or maintenance of epithelial cell apical/basal polarity; negative regulation of Notch signaling pathway
Cellular component (GO): plasma membrane; protein-containing complex; membrane
Molecular function (GO): calcium ion binding
Source: RefSeq, a predicted model, not a curated record
GUUCUGUGAGACGGAUAUUGUGGGAUAAGUAAAGGGGAUCACUGUGAGCACUGGAGUUGGGGGGGGAGAUGGGCUAAACAUUUGUUUCUAUAUGUUAAUCCCACCCUUCUGUUCUGCUUGGCCUGUGCAUGACAAUACCCUGCUGCUCGGGCACGGGGCAUAAGUUGUGACACACUCCCAGCAGCUGUCCCUGCGCUCCUCACUUUGCUCGGGGGAUUAGAAGGGAAGGUGUGUGUCAGCACAAGUGCGUGCCUGCACCACGGAUUCCUACUAUCCAACAGGGGCUGGCUCCUCUACACACCUCCUUCUGCAGGUAACGUCCUCCAGACUGGUUCCACAAACCAUUACCGCUCCCCUCCAACUGCUGGAGGGACACAGCUUCCUAAGGCCCCAGAUCUCAGUGGAUCCUUCUUACCCUUGGAUUACAAGAGCUCAGUACCAUCUCCUGGCACAACUCUGGAGAGUUUACCCCAUGAAGCUACCUGUUGGGUUGGAGCAGCCCUAUUGGGUUUGACCUGCUACUCAUAUAGGAUAGGAGUUCCCUCACCUGCAUUUGGGCUCUGUUGCCCCUGCACAUCUUGUAACAUUGGGUUCAAUGGGAUCUACCAGGACCACAAUGGAACCUUAAGGAGCCAAAUUGCUGUAUCACCCUGUUCAUCCUUCACUUAGGAACAUACAGAUCUUUUCAUCAGAUCCUUCUGGUUUGUGGUGUUGGAGGCACAGGGAGACCAAGUGAUACCCACAGGAGUUGUAUAAGGGGAUCUGGAAUCCCCAGUGGCCAGUCUCUUGGCCACCCUAGUGCUCUGUACAUUGGACUGCCCAAGCCAUGACUCUCCUGGAGAUAACAGUGGCCUGCUAAGGAGGUCAGGUUCCUUCCUCUGCUUUACUGUACCAUGGGACCACUGACUUGUAUCUGUGCCUCCCUGGAUUAUGUCUCGUGAGGGGACCCAGGGACAGAGUAUCUACAGACUGAGGUGAAAUUUCAUAAUUACUGUCUCCUGACUUCGCUGGACAAUCACUUGGGUCAAUUUAGAACUGGACACGUGUGCUUACGCCUGACUGGUUUCACAGUACAUUCCCCCAGCACAAACACAGUUUGGACCCACUGUUGGGCACUGUCCCUGCCAAGCAGAACUUCCUAUUCUCAGGAAUUUGGCUGCCUGCCUGUGAGAAGCCCCUACUUGUCAGGAUUACAGCAACUGGGGAGUAAACAGCACUGAACAUUAGGAGGAUACCACUGACGUUUGCAAUGUUUGGGUAUUUCAGCACAACCAGACUUUCCUUAUGAGCACACCCUGGGCCACUCAUUGGCUAUGGAAUCUGCUACUUCUAUUUGUGUCCCUGGCAACCUGUAACCCACUGGACACCCCCUGUGCCCCCCUAUUGAAGACUCUGCUGACCAUGCUCUGCUGGCUCCGGCUCCUGCUUCCUGCCGUGUGUUUGCUCCUGUCUCUGCAUCAGAUUUCUGCACAAGCUGACGAGUGCAGUGAGCGCUGUGAUCUCUAUCACGGACACUGUGACCAGGACGGAGAGUGCAGGUGCGACCCUGGCUGGGACGGUAAGUUUUGUGAGGACUGCGUGAGGAUGCCAGGCUGUGCCCAUGGAUCAUGUCAUCAACCGUGGCAAUGUAUGUGCCACAAUGGCUGGGCUGGCAAGUUCUGUGAUAAAGACUUGCACAUGUGCAAUCACUCCAACCCCUGCCAGAACGAGGGUGUGUGCAUCAUCGACUCUGAUGGAGAAUUCUCCUGUAUCUGCCCAGAGCCUUUCUACGGGAGGACGUGUGAGCUGAAGAGGGGGCCAUGUGAAAAAGCAAGAUUUCCAUGCCUGAACAGUGGAACUUGCCACGACGCUGGUGGAUUUGCAGACACAUUUACCUGCCGCUGCCUGGCUGGAUACACUGGAGAGCUUUGUCAGACUGAUGUGGACGACUGUCUAAUGCGACCUUGCGCCAAUGGAGCGACGUGUCACGAUGGAAUAAAUCGCUUUUCUUGUGAGUGUCCCUCUGGCUUCCAGGGGCGCUUCUGUACAAUUAACAUCGAUGACUGUGCAAGGCAACCGUGCCAUAAUAAUGGGCGGUGCUAUGACCGUGUGGGGGACUAUGAAUGCUACUGCCCAGAGGGAUUCAUGGGAAAAUCCUGUGAGAUUCCCAUACCCAAACCUACAUGGGACUAUGACGUGAGGUCAUCACCUAAAAGCGAUGAAACUGCACACAAACAUGGCAGGGUCACUCGUCCAACACUAGUGAGGACUUUGGAGAGCAGCAGACAGACCCAGGGCACGAUCUCAGUGAAGGAGGUUGUCACCCAGGUGGAGAAGAGUUUGACCACAUUGCAGCUGGUACUUGUGAUAGUCUUUAGUGCUAUAACUGCUAUUGCCAUGCUCUUCACUAUAACCAUAGUCCUGGUGUGUAGGAACAGAAGCAACAGACAGGUUACCCAUCACUGCUACAAUUUAUCCGGGGCAAAGACUCAAUAUCAGGAAUGCCAAGAUUCUUCCCUUGAUCAUCGUAAAACCACAGAGUUGUGAUGCUAGGAAAGGAAGAAGUAAAUAAAAUGGGCAAAAGUGACCAACAAUCUAUGUGGAUACUGGGAAAAUGGAAGCAAAAAUGUGCAGCAAGAGACAAUCUUACAGGGUAGGUCCAAUUGGGCAGAAUCCUGGUCUUAGUUGCAUUAGCCCCAAUAGGGUAAGUGAAUCCAACUGCCCCAAUACAGAGCUCUGAUUCUCUGUACCUGCUCUUGGGCUGCUCUCUUUCUCAUCAUCAGGUAGAAUAAGACAAUCUAAUCCCCCUCAUUACUUUCCCAGGUACAGAGCUCUGAUUCUCUGUACUUUUUCCAAUGGUCAGGCAGGGUAAGCCAAUCCAAUCACCACUCUCUGUCUCACUGUACCUGAUGAAGACUGCACUCCAUUGUAAAUGAUCAUGCUUAACAAGCAAUGAAGUCAAUCAGAUAUGUAAAAUUACCUCUCUCCUGCCACAUUUACAGUAACAACCCAAAUUCACCACUAAACUGAAUAGCUAAUUUCAAGGGUCCCGGUUCAGGUAUAGCUAAAAUCCCACCCAUAUUUACUGGCUUAUGGCAAAUUUGAACAUAGAUCUGUAAUAUGCAUAAUGGGUGGUGCCGAAACUGCAGUUCAGAUGUCAAAGUCAAGAAAUAAUGUCUGUGUGAAUGCGAUGAUGCAGAUUUUCUGGUUAUGGGAAAUAAAGCAGACCAGGAGAAGGAAGUAAAGUAAAUCAGAGCUUUGUACAUGGGUAAAUAAUGGGGGAGACUGGAUUCACUUACCCUUUCUGGCCAUGGGAAAUAGAGCAGCCUUGGAGCAGGAAGGAGAGAACUAGAGCCUUGUACCUGGGUUCAGAGAUUGUAUUCACUUUCUCAGGUGUAGUUUCCUAUGAAGCUUAAAACAAGCCAGAUUUUAUGCUAGAUGGUUAUCCCCUUUAAUACCCCACCACAGGGUAGAUACAAGGAGUGGACAGACGUAGGUGUGGGAUCUCUGACAAUACACUGUGAUGUACACUUAAAAAUAGCGAUGCACUACGGAGGCCAAAAUCACUGGCGAUGAUUGGUCUCCCCUCCUAGGAGCUGAGGACUGGCUCACUGGGAGUAAUUUAUAAGGACAGCUUCUUGAGACUGCACAAUGUUAUAGAGCCCAAACUCUGGCAGUGGAAAGGGUGAGGGGCCCUUGUUGACUGUGAAGAAAAACAGCAACUUUGACCAAAUGUCAAGGCUGGAAUCUUUUGUAUCGUUACAGGACUGCUUUUUCUAUUAUAUCUCGUGUGCAUUGAGGAGUGCAUAACUCAACUGCCUAAGCCAUUUCCCAGCAUGCACAGUGGCAUAAAGCUGGAUGGCAAAUUGCAAAAGGAUGCAUCAGAAUGCAAAAAGUACAAAUGAUUUCAUAUGAAGCCUGUUUGUGGACUUGUCAUUAGUGAUGGGCGAAUCUGUCCUGUUUCGAUAUGCCAAGAGAACUCCGGAAAAAAUUUGUGAAACGGCAUAAAAUUUUCAUAACACAUUGAAGUCAAUGUUCGGAAAAAUUAUUUUGAUG